This is a messenger RNA of Sclerotinia borealis F-4128, 957 nucleotides long. The record is from the annotation of a GenBank genome assembly. NCBI's taxonomy places the organism in Eukaryota, Fungi, Ascomycota, Leotiomycetes, Helotiales, Sclerotiniaceae.
AUGCUUCUCCUCGAUUACCAAAAUGUACUUAUUCAAUCCGUGCUUACGGAACGAUUUUCAGGAGCACCACCGGUGAACAUUGACCAGACCGUAGCCGAUUUCGACGGUGUUACUUUCCACAUCUCCACCCCUGAAUCAAAGACCAAAAUCCUUGUGUCCAUACAGGUCAAAUGUUAUCAUGAGCUUCUGCGAUACGGCGCUCAGCAGGUUCUUGAGCGGGAAUAUGGUCCAUAUGUUGUUGCCCCAGAAAGUGGCUACAAUUUCUCGGUACUAGUUGAUUUAGAAAGUCUGCCAGAAGAGAAGGAAGCACGAGAUGAUUUAGUUAGACGCAUAUCUUUAAUGAAACGAAAUGCAAUGGCUGCACCAUUCGAGCAUGCCUUUGAUGAAUUCCAUAAAUUACAGGAGGAAGCGUCGAAGUUCACAUCUGAGGAAGCUCCUCAAGGUGUCGGAGAAGGUGGAGACGUCAUGGCAAUCCAUUACCGUGAUGAAGAAGCUAUUUACAUCAAGGCCAGCCACGACAGAGUCACGGUCAUAUUCAGCACAGUCUUCCGCGAGGAAACGGACAGGGUAUUUGGAAAGGUCUUUGUUCAAGAAUUCGUAGAUGCUCGAAGAAGAGCCAUCCAAAACGCCCCUCAAGUAUUAUUUCGAACCGACCCGCCACUGGAGCUUCAAGGAGUUCCGGGGGUAAAGGAUAAUGGUAGUGGAGAUAUUGGCUACGUUACGUUUGUUUUAUUCCCACGUCACCUUACUCUCCAGCGAAGAGAUGAAGUUAUUUCCCACAUCCAAACGUUCCGCGAUUACUUCCAUUACCAUAUUAAAGCCUCAAAGGCAUACAUUCACUCUAGAAUGCGAAGACGUACAGCAGACUUCUUGCAAGUUCUGAGGAGAGCACGUCCAGAGAAUGAAGAAAAGGAGAGAAAGACAGCUAGUGGACGAACUUUCAAGGUCCAAGGAUGA